Messenger RNA from Cyclocybe aegerita, 4614 nucleotides. Lineage: Eukaryota; Fungi; Basidiomycota; Agaricomycetes; Agaricales; Hemipholiotaceae. The record is from the annotation of a GenBank genome assembly.
AUGCGGAAGGACACGCGCUCAAACUCGACGACCAACACUAUGUCAACCUACCUCCCCGACAUCUUUCUUCGCAAUGCUGAACGGUUUCCCGACCACGACUUCCUAGUCGAAGAUAAACAAUCUACUCUAAGUUAUGCACAAGCUUAUUUCAUAGCUGUGGGUCUCCUUCCAAAUCGUCUUCUCCAGCUACACCCCUCGUUAGCAGCAUCUAGCCACAGUAACGUCAUCGUCAUCCUGUCGCCCAACAAUUCACUUGUCCCCCUUGCCAUGUUUGCUCUUUGGGAGCUAGGUGCAAAGGUUGUACCACUUAGCACUGUUGCUGACCCCUCCCUCUGGGCUGGAAUGAUCAACCUCGUCAAUCCAGAUCUCAUUCUCGUUGCGUCUAGCCUUCGGAACUCCCUGCUACAUUCCCUGAAGGAAUUUGGAUUGCAUGCAAAGUAUUCCGCCAUGAUCAACAUAUCUAGUUUGAUUCCCAAAGAACAUCUCUCCCCAUUUUUCAUGUCCACGGACGAACGUGUUUCGAACUACGCCCCAAGUUUCAUAAAAUGGCUUGACCUCGAAAUUCCCAACUUCCGGACCUCACCGUUCCCAACGCGAAUACAUUCCAUGGUCCAAUCCGAUACUCCAGCUAUCACAUUAUUCACAAGCUCUGCCAUAGAUUGGUUGUCUCUAAAAUGUGUUACAUACACCCACGAGAUGCUUGCUCAUUCAGGACGUCGCGCUAUGCUCAUGUUAGGAGGUUCGCCAUACAAAUCAAAGCCAAAGCGACACCUGGGCUGGCUACCUCUUUCCCACUGCUUUGAAUUCUGUAUAACAUUCUGUGGUGUUGUCCUUCAAACUGCAGGGGCUUACAUCUUCUUCGACCGCAUACUCUCCUCUCCAGAAGCCUCCUCUACAACCCGGAUUGCCACCUUUCUUCUAGCGGGAUUGGAAUAUUAUGCACCAGUGACAGCGUUCGCUGCCACCCCGGCCAUUUUUAACGAUAUCAUUGCACAAUGUGGACAAAACGACAUUGAACGCCUUAGAGCCCUUGACUCUGUUGGCAUCGGAGGGGCUCCCACCAUCGAAAGUGUUUUCCAAUGGGCGGCGUCAAACAAUAUCACUUACUUCGACUGUUCUGGUGCAACAGAAGCUGCAGGAACGAUUGCAAUCCGACGCACCGCAGAUGUAUCGCAGCGGAAGAAUGGAUUGCAAGUUAUUCCUGAAUUAAUGGGAAUGCUUCAGAAAGAAAGCACAACAGACACACACGGAGAACUUAUCAUCAAGGGCAAACAUCUCCCUAUUGGGUACGAUUAUCGCGAGACGGAAGCAUACUCUUUCGACACAGUCACCGGAGUCACAACAUAUCGAACCGGGGACCUGUAUAGUCACCCUUCACAUAUACCCGCUUUUAGCUUCCUCAUUGGCGAUGAAGUACCCGAUUUUGAUGCUGACCGGCCAGCACUCUCAGGUCUCACUUACCUUGGUCGCAUCGAUGACAUGAUUGUUCUGAAAUCUGGUAUCAAGAUUGAUGCUUUGGCUUUUGAGCGCGUCUUAGAUUCUUUGCCCCAUGUUGAGCGCUCCGCCAUUAUGCCAAACACAACGGGGGACGCCAUCAUCGCCCUCAUCCAGCCACAUACAGAAUACUUGUCGCACCUUUUUCAUGAUACCCUCAUCAAUUCUGUUUUGGAGGUUAACAUCUCUAUCGCAUUCGAGAAGCGACUCCGGCGAGAAUGCAUUUUCCUCGUGAACGACCUUCCAACUACGACGAAACAUACUUUGAACCGAAAAAUGCUGAAGAAGAUCCUCAAGGAAUGUGACACUGAUGACAACUUUGCACGUCGACUAACUCUUCCUAGCGACAUUCCUCCAGUUGAAUUCAGCUGCUCUUCUGUGACUUCGACUACACGAGUCCGCCUUGCCCGUAUUUUAUCACACAUUUACAGCAUCCCUGAAAGCCAUUUCGCGGACCGGGUCUCUUCUCUGUCUGACAUCCCACUCACCUCCCUUUCGGCCAUUAAAUUGGCUCAAGCUCUUCACGACGAAUUCUCUGUCAACAUUACAGCAGCACAGCUAUACGCAGUACACAACAUUGAAGAUCUCUGCCAUCUCCUCAUCCCAACGACUCCGCUCACAGAAGUCAGGGGCCCAUUGGACCCGGCAAGCAGCGAUUCAGAGGCCAACUCCAAUAAAAUACAAGGAGAAGGACAAUUUCAGGAAAUCGUUGCUACCGGCGCUGCCUGCAGGUUCGCGGGUGGGAUUGAUUCGAUGGAAGCAUACUGGUCAGCCCUCCUGUCGCCCGACAUCUUUGUGAAAAACUUGUCACGGACCCGUCCAGAAUCAAGAUGGCCAAAGGGACGCAAAGACGAAGCAUCCUUCUUCCCGAUGGGCUGGCUCAAUGACUCGGAGAUCGACAACUUAAAAUCUUUUAGAGAUUUCUUUGGGUUAUCGCCCAAGGAAGGUGCCUCUCUUAGCCCGAACGCGCGAUUGGUUAUGCAACUCGGGUAUCAAUCUAUCGAAGACGCUUGCAUUGCACCGAAGUCACUGUCAGGCCAAAAGUGGGGUAUCUUUACCGCCGUCAACGACUCAGGGUGGCGCGAGCGUAGAUUGGAAGCGUCGAAUUUAGAGGAGUACGCCAUUGGUCUGCAUGGGUCGGCGGAUGAUGCAGUUGGCGCCAGGCUGGCUUACUUCUUAAAUUUUACUGGACCGACGAUCGAGAUUAAGACUGCCUGCUCAAGCAGUGCUGUGGCAAUACAUCAAGCAUGCAUGGGUAUAUGCAACGGCGACUGUGAAGCUGCCGUUGUCAUUACAGUAUCCACACACUUUCACCCAGCUGGGGCACUCUUCCGAGCUCAUAACGGCAUUACUUCACCUUCCGGAGUCUGUGCACCAUUCUCAGAAAGCGCCGAUGGAUUUGUGGCUAGUGAAGGAGCCUGUGCUAUUGUACUUCAGAAGGCACCAGCCGCUAAAAUUCAACCUUACGGUUGCAUUUUGGCAAGUGCAAUCACGCAGGAUGGGGCUUCACGAGGCUUUUUUGCGCCAAACCCCAACGCCCAAACCCGCUUGCUACGUGAAGUUCUUUCAAAGGCCGGGAUAUCAGCCUCACAAAUUUCUUUUGUCGAAGCCCAUGACACUGGCACGCGACUUGGUGACUCGAUCGAAUUGGAAGCCCUGCAAGAGGCUUUCUGCAACGACCGAAUAGACCCCAUAUGUAUUGGCUCCUCGAAAGCUGUCAUCGGACAUACUGAAGAGUGUGCGGGGCUCGCCGGCACACUGAAAGUUCUGUUGUGUCUACAUCAUAAUGCCAUUCCACCUCAACCUCGGACUGGACCUUUCAAUAGCACCAUCUCAACUGGUCGGGUACAUAUCUGCAGAAAGAUAUCGCCCUUUGUCCACGGCAAAUUCCGACGUUAUUGCUCAGUUUCUUCCUUUGGAUUAUCAGGAACAUUGGCCAAUAUCGUCAUUGGCGAAACGAGUUCUGAAUAUUCCCUUCCUCCUGCGCCUCCUGCGCUGACAGCUUCUCCCAUAUUCGUAUUCGUUAUUAGCGCCAAAAGCGGUAACGACCUCUGCACGUCGAUUUCACGGUACUUAGAAUUCUUCAGCAAUCAGCAUCUUAGUGGAGACGAUCUUGAAGCUGCCGCCAGGACCACUCAAGUUGCACGGGAUCACCUCAGCGUCCGCUUUGCAUGGAUUGGAGAGACUUGGACGGACCUGAUUCAGUCACUCCGUGCGUUUCGUGUUGACAAACUCUCCCCUCCGCCUCUGCCGCGUCAACGAUUACGAGUGGGAUUAUGGUUCGGCGUGCCAUUUUUCGGUGUGGCUACUGCCAACAAGCAUCCGCUUUGCGAAUCACUUGCCCUAGAAAUGUCACAUGCGAUGUGGUCUACCUCGUACAAGUCGUUGUGGGACCAGUUAAUCGUUGCACUUGCUCUGCGUUCUCUGGGAUGUGAAAUCUCAGCUGUUGGCGGAGAUGGAAUGGGAGAAUAUGUGGCGGCAAUUUUCGCUGGCACGAUCGCACCGACUACCGUUUUUCGUGUUGUUGACGAAGGGAUUGCCAAUGCAGUACAUCCAGUACGGUGCUCCGCCACCACCCUCACGGAGUUUCUCGUCUCUCAUCGAGUCGACGAACUGAAGAUCAUGGGGCGCCACGGACCAGACCUUUUUACCGUAGGCGGAAAGGUGGAACAUAUCUCAGCAUUGGCAAAUGUAGCCAAUGCUACUGUCGGUGUACGCCUUCCCCCGCCCACGAUUAUAGUACCACCACCAUCAUUCCCCCCUCCUUCAGUUCCAAUUAUCUCCUCGCAUACAGGAAGCAUCCUUGACCAGGAAGCCCUAUCUAGUUUCCCCUACUGGUCUGGUGUCCAACAACGAGAAGCCUCAACCCCCGUCGCCCUCCAAGAGCUACAGUCACAAUGUGAUGUCGUUGUGAAUCUCACGCUUGAAGACGAAAUUGUUCGGGGACUCGGUGACAGGUGUUUGACCGGCCACGGCAAUUCAUUGGAGAGGAUUGUUGGUGGUCUAUAUCAGCGUGGUUCUUCCAUUGAGUGGGAGAAGUUCUCAUCGCAAGGUCGGCUGCUGCGUCUUCCUGGUUAUUGUUGGUCCAUGGACGAACGCGGGUCCUUUUUCGAAGUGUGA